This is a messenger RNA of Chara braunii, 2967 nucleotides long. The record is from the annotation of a GenBank genome assembly. Lineage: Eukaryota; Viridiplantae; Streptophyta; Charophyceae; Charales; Characeae.
ACGGGUGUUGUUCUCUUUCACGAUGAACACCCGAACUUAACAUCCUCGCUCGAAAUUCGCGAGAAUGGGGCGAUAACUGAAGCGUAGUCAGAAGGACCGCGAUCCGACAGCAAAGCAAGUGUCCGCUGCGCCAUGUCGCUUGUUAUUGAGCGCCUCGCCACACCAUUGUCCUCGAGACGAAAGAAGUACGACUGUACGAGUGCAUCUUCCGCAGAAUGCGACAAGAUGCGUAGUAAAGGAUGGCAGGAUGCAUAUCGCCCCUCUCUGCGGGAACAUGCAUUUGCACUUUUCUAGGCGCUAAGGCACGGAAGUCGGAGCUUUCUCUUCUGCUCCUCGUCAUUCUUAUUGUCACAGUGGCGAAUUAUUGACACGGAAUAGUUUCGCCCAAUGCAGGUGACAACUUCAGUGAGCCGGAGUAACUUUUGCCUCUCUCGCGCUGAAUGCAGUUCUCGUACCUGCAUGCUUUAUACCCGCUGUCUCCCUUUCGUGCCCAAAUGCUCAAACCGUAAUUCCACUAACGGCAUCCAUCACAUGGUCUUUGUUACUUGUACAUUCUCUCGCGCUGAAUGCAGUUCCCGAACCCUCAUGAUUUAACCCCCCUGUCUCCCUUUCGUGCCCGAGUGCUCAAAUCGUGAUUUUCCAUUGACGACAUCCAUCACAUGGUCUUUGUUACUUGUACAUCUUCAAGAUUCAACGACUUCUGGGUGCGUGCAGCACGUGCGUGGGCGUGUGCGCGCGCGCGCGCGUGUGUGUGAGCACGGGUGUUCACAUGUCUGCGGGGGACCCAAAGGCCGCGAGACAAACCUAGUCGGGGAUUGGCACUAUCGACAGGGAAAGCAGAGCUGUGUCUGAGUGUGACCCUUUGUGUUCCUUUGUGUGCCUUUCACAGAGAGAGAGAGAGAGAGAGAGAGAGAGAGAGAGAGAGAGAGAGAGAGAGAGAGAGAGAGAGAGAGAGAGAGGAGUGUGUGAUGCAUGUUGUGCUGCACGGGGUGUAGUUGGCGUUGGGAUUUUCCAUCUGCUUUUUCUGGUCGAUUGUUGUAACUAUAUAGUAAUGAUGCGUAUAUCGGCACAAAUCAGGCAGGUCGCGUGCGCACUGCGCAGCGUGUUGGGGAGUAGUUCUUGGCGGGAAGUGGUGGAAAAGCUUCCAUAAAAACGAUAAGAAAAUUGCGGAGGAGCAAAAGCUUCCAUCUUUUCCGAAAACCGAGAGGGAAGUGGUGGAAAGCAAGCUAUAAGUUCAUUCCGAGGAGAUGAGCCCGUAUCGUAGUUGUUCUAUCCGUUUGCUUUUAUAUCUUAUCCUUUUGGGCCCUCACUUGGACGUGCAGGCACUCGCUUAGUCUUUCGAACCAAGCGCUCCAUCCAUUGUAUCUUUCCCCACUGCUUGACAUCAUACCGCCGUCACGCCGUGAUUCCCCAAUCUCGCCGUCAUUCCGCAAUUACAGUAUCUGUCUGGCCGUCCGUCUAUCAUCACCAUAGGUGCGGCAAUCAAGGCGGUAGUGUGGUAGAGAGCUGUUUCACCAAGGAAGGAAACAAUUGCGUCGAGAAAGGAGUUGGGCGCCUGCCGAAAAAAGAAGGCAAUAGAGACCGACGACAGACGACGAGUGUCCUGCGUAAUACGUACGUGCGUGUUACUACUAGUAAGUAGAGAGGGAACCCAAGCACGAGCUCCUUCACGACUCCCGCCUUUACUACAUGAAGUGCGAGUAGGAUACGAGAUAGCCACCCUCCGUCCUCCCCUGUCAACAACCAUCCAUGGCUGUCUUCUCAUUGACCUUCAUCAUCGUUGUUGCCGUAUCUAUGCUGCACGUGAUAUGGGUGGCGGCGACAGCAUCAUCAUCAUCAUCUCCGCCACGUGCACUUUCCCCUCAGAGUCCGCCGUCGCCAUCGUCAAGGAGGGUAAAGCGAGGAGAUGCAUACUCAGCUGGCGAUGGCCGACCAUCGCUUGGCUUCGAGCGGGGGAAGCUUCUGAGGGAGGGAGCUCUGUUCGGCAACCUGAGGAUCCUGAACACGACAUUUUUAUCUGGCAGUAGCGAGUUGAUUGCAGAGAAUGCGAUGCUACCUAAGCCUCCCACUAAUGAACAGCAUGUUUGGGCCAUGGCUUUGUCGCCGCCGCCGGAUGACUCUCUCUUCUUCAUCAUGAGCGACCACAUCUACAAGCUCCCACUUGAUGUGGGGCCCGGCCGGAAAAUUGUCACCGCGAUCGCGGGGCCGUGGAUUAGCGCAGCGAAUACAAGCGUGGCAAUAGGGAUGGCGAUUGAGGAUCCCGACUUGGCGGGGUCGGGAUCCCCACAGAGCGGCAACAGCAACUCGUCGCGAGGGAGCAUUCUUCACGUGUCCGACUGCAGCAACUUCACUCUUCGAGCCUUGGCUAUGGACGGCACCGAACUCUUUUCUCGAAAUUACAGAGGAGUAUUGUUUGGUGACCAGAGCGAACUGAGCGGACCGUACGUUCCGUACUGUUUCCGGACGCUGGCCGUCGACAACGCCCGUCGUGUGCUCUACGCCGCGUCUUUUUACGCUAUCUACAGGAUGAACUUGACUUCGGACACUCUUAAGUUAUCCGCGGGUAGAGCAUUGGAUUGGGCCGCAGCUUGAAGGGGAGGGAUUCAGGGACAGCCAGGACCCUCUCGAAGUGCGUUUUAAUUGGGCCUAGAUUAGCUCGCAUGCCAUCUCUGAAGACGGGCAACUCAUUUAUGUUGCUGACAGAGAAAACCACUGCAUUCGGCGGAUCCGCGCCGCCACGGGAGAGGUGGAUACGAUUGCGGGAAGGAACGGGAGCAGGGCUUCGGAAGACGGCCCGGCGUUGAAUGCAAGUUUCAAUAAUCCCGUGGGCCUGACACUCACACGCGACGGCUGCAACCUUUUCGUUGCCGAGUUCCGCGGCAGAAACGACUUCGUAUCGGGGAAGUACGUUGGGCUACUCAGACUGAUUCACCUCAACAGCACGGGAGACGCACUAGCCGUGAUGAC